AUGCAAGGCUUUGACUACAACAUUGCUCUGACGAUAUUCUACAUAUUUUACAUCCUGGCGGACAUCCCCUCCAACCUCGCGCUCAAACACUUCGGCUCGAUGUGGCUGGCAGCAAUGGUCACCUGCUUUGGCGUUGUGUCCAUCGGAACAGCUUUCGUCAAGUCGUAUGGUGGUCUUAUAGCAACGCGAAUAUUUCUGGGAAUAGCAGAAGGUGGGACUCUGUCGGGUUUGGCGUAUAUCGUGUCGCGCUAUUAUCGGCGACACGAAUUUGUCAUGCGUCUGGGGAUUUUCUUCGGUACCAGCACACCCCUAGCGGGUGCUUUUGGCGGUCUUCUGGCAUCGGGAUUGCUUACGGUGAAUGACAUUGGCGAAAUCAAGUCGUGGCGGAAGAUCUUCUUCUUUGAAGGGAUAAUCACCACUGGAAUUGGCUUGUUGUGCUUCAUUAUAAUCCCAACCGACCCCCAGCGAACACGGAUGCUGAAUGAGGAAGAAAGAGCACUGGCGUUAGCACGCAUCGAGGCAGAUCAGGUCGUAAGCAUGCAAGGCCGGAAAGAGCGGACGUCAUUUAAGUUGGUUCGGAGGGCCUUCAAUGUCAACGCAUCGCUAUGUCUCUUAGGAUACAUCUUCAUCAACAUCUCUUUUCAGGGUCUAAGUCUCUUCAUGCCGACGGUCAUUGCUACACUGGGGCAUUUCACAGUCGUGGAAUCGCAGCUGCGCACCGUGCCCCCAUAUAUCGUGGCCCUUUGCUGGUCGCUCUUCCUCUGCUGGGUGUCGUUCCGCAUCAAGAUUCAAUCCAUCCCAAUUUUAGUCUCCCUUGCAUUCAUGAUUGCGGGUUAUGCAACUUCGAUUGGAACGAAGGAUUCUCAUGCAAGGCAAGUGGAGGACAUGACAGCACAUCAUGAUUGGUUGAGCUGA
Mycena indigotica is the source of this 915-nucleotide messenger RNA. RefSeq names its product MFS general substrate transporter. Gene Ontology annotation, cellular component: membrane. The coding region runs from base 1 to 915 and encodes 304 amino acids. Gene Ontology annotation, molecular function: transmembrane transporter activity. Gene Ontology annotation, biological process: transmembrane transport. The record is from RefSeq and is a predicted model, not a curated record. Lineage: Eukaryota; Fungi; Basidiomycota; Agaricomycetes; Agaricales; Mycenaceae. The transcript has 9 exons.